Marasmius oreades (fairy-ring Marasmius) is the source of this 2110-nucleotide messenger RNA. RefSeq lists its product as uncharacterized. Lineage: Eukaryota; Fungi; Basidiomycota; Agaricomycetes; Agaricales; Marasmiaceae. Gene Ontology annotation, molecular function: calcium-dependent cysteine-type endopeptidase activity. The record is from RefSeq and is a predicted model, not a curated record. Gene Ontology annotation, biological process: proteolysis. The transcript is spliced from 12 exons. Bases 42 to 1973 code for a protein of 643 amino acids. Gene Ontology annotation, cellular component: cytoplasm.
GUCUUCUAUCAUUAUCCUGUCACCCACCCCACUCAGUCGCAAUGGCCUGGAAGCAUAGAAGGAGAUCUCACAAGAACGGUGAAAAGGCAGCUUUCACCCAGAAGAAGAAGGAUCUUGGUCUUCUUGUCACCGACGAGCUUGAGAGUGCCCUCAACUCGUGCAAAGAAAGAGUCGAACGAAUCGCCAGAGAUUGCAGAGCCAAAAACAGAAAGUUCAGAGAUCAAGAAUUUGAUACCGAGGUCGAUCGCGAAAGAUGCUUGCAUGGUAUUGGCAGCGAAGAGAAAUUUAAUCCUUCCGACGUGCAGAGAGUCACUGAUAUCUUUCCUAAUCCACAAUUUUUCAUCGAUGGUGCCAAUUCCAACGAUCUGGUCCAAGGAGCUAUAGGCAAUUGUUGGUUUGUCUCUGCCCUGGCGACGAUGUCUACCGCCGAGGGUCUCAUCGAACGAUUUUGUGUUGCAAGAGACGAGCAAGUCGGUGUAUAUGGUUUCAUCUUCUUCAGAGACAGCUCUUGGGAGACCGUGAUUAUUGACGAUUUGUUGUUCACUUCAAUCCCGAAAUUUGAGGAGCUGUCAACAGCAGAAAGGCAGCUCUACCACAACGACAAAGAUCUGUACAAUGCAUCUGCGCGAAAGAACGGAAAGAGUUUGUACUUCGCAAGGUCUGGUACUCAGGGAGAGACAUGGGUUCCUCUACUAGAAAAAGCGUACGCGAAGCUACACGGAAACUACGGCACCCUGUGCGGCGGACAGGUCGCUGAGGCAAUCGAAGACCUCACUGGUGGUGUUUCAACUUACAUCCCUAGUAAAGACAUCCUCGACAUUGACAAAUUCUGGAAGGAAGAAUUACUGAAAGCCAAUGCCGACCGCUUGUUUGGUUGCUCCUACCGGUCACUAGACAGCACUCGAAGCGGUCAAGCAGAAAUCAAGAUCAACGGUCUAAUCGGUAGCCACGCUUACUCGGUCUUGCGCGCCGUUGAGGUUAGAGGAAAGCGGUUCGUGAUCGUUCGCAAUCCCUGGGGGAGGGGCGAAUGGACUGGUCCUUGGUCUGAUGGUUCCAGAGAAUGGACUCCUGAGUGGUUAGCGGCUCUGUCUGAGAUCGGCCAUACCUUUGGGGAUGAUGGACAAUUUAUAAUGGAAUACAAGGACUUCCUGGAAUGUUGGGAUAGCAUCGACCGUACCCUUCUGUUCGACCCGUCAUGGGUCAUGUCCUGUCAGUGGGUGCAGGUCAAGACCAGGCCGUUAUUUACGGCUUGGUCCUAUGGCGAUGUGUCCUUUACGUUCUCCCUCCCAGAGUCCUCCUUGGCUAUCAUCGUUCUGUCUCAACUUGACGAACGUUUCUUUGAAAGGAUCAAUGGUCGAUGUGCUUGGAGGUUUGACUUCGUCUUAUUCAAGGAGGGAGAGGAGGAAGCGGUCGGCGAAUCUUCCCAUGCGAGAUUCACCUCACGGAGUGUUAACCUCGAAAUCGAUCUAGCGGCAGGGAAUUAUGUUGUUCAUGUGCGCUUGGAUCGCCUGAUUAUUCGUGACUCGGAUUAUCUGCAAGAAUUGAUGAGCGAGUGUAGUCCUCGAAAUAUGACUCGGGUCUUGACUGAGAAGGCAAAGUCCUGCUCAGCGGCAGUUAACUUUAACUGGAAGGAAGAGGGAAUGCACCUACCAAUCCCUCUCAGUUUUCUUGCUGGUCGUAGCAUUUCUGCUAUCAAACAGGGAUUCGAAGAAGCCGCGAUUCAGGGAACUGAGGAGGAAGAAGGCGAAGAAGUGGUUGACGGAGGUAAUGCAGGGAGCGAGGGUGACGGAGAUGAGGACGAAGCCGAGAAUGAGGGGGAGGAAGAAAUUGAAGGCAGGGGCGCUGUAAAUCCGGUGACUGAGGAAGAUAAGAUGGCUGACCCUUCGGAACUCAACACCGUGUUCUUGGGCUUGAAGGUUUACACCAAGAAGAACGCUCCAGUAUCCAUUGCAGCCCAACUCAUGGCCGCCUAGAUUUGUAACCAUUCGGACGAGUGCGAUGACGAUCGUACCUUUUUGAAUAUUUCUUCUAUGUAUGUAAUUGCAAUGCUCCUUUAAUUAGAGUCUUAGUUCACGUUCGUGCAUUGUUCACGAUGGACAGUGUGAGCUCU